This is a messenger RNA of Effrenium voratum, 597 nucleotides long. The record is from the annotation of a GenBank genome assembly. Lineage: Eukaryota; Dinophyceae; Suessiales; Symbiodiniaceae.
AGCUUUGGCUCGGACAAGGUCGGAGCGUCAGUGUCUCAGUCAUGGGCUGCAGCAAUGGCAAGGGCAACGGAAAGGCAGUGACGGCUUCUGCUUCCAGCGGCAGAGGCACCUUGAGGAACAAGCGCACUGCCAUGAUCCUGGACUGUGACUCUGAAUCUACCGCGGUGGCAUCAGGACCCUACAUCACUGAGGCAUCUGAGGUCGCACAGGCCGAGGUCCAAGACCUGGACGCUCUUGUCCUGGCGGCCGACAAGGCAGUCCUGCCACUGGUAGAGUGCCCGGAGGCCGAAACGGAGCCGGCAGCCCCUGCCUGCGCCUUUUGCUGCUGACUGAGCCAGCGAGUUGGGACGGGCAGCGCAUGGUGUUGCCUUUUUCCCCCUUUUGGUGGUGUGUAAGGUCCUUGAAUUUUGAGACACAGUGCGUCUCUCAUUUCGAGACACACCCGUGUCGAGCCGAAGGGGUCUUCGGCUCUGAGGUGGUUGCACGGCUUUGCGUGUUUGAAGCGGCCCGUGCCUCACCUGGCUUUCUGGACUUUACGCCUGAGAAAGAGUGGCAAAAGCCAUGGGAAGACAUGCCUGCUGCCACCAGCAAAGAUAC